This is a messenger RNA of Acomys russatus (golden spiny mouse), 883 nucleotides long. RefSeq names its product dual specificity phosphatase 29 (gene Dusp29). NCBI's taxonomy places the organism in Eukaryota, Metazoa, Chordata, Mammalia, Rodentia, Muridae. The record is from RefSeq and is a predicted model, not a curated record. The transcript has 3 exons. Gene Ontology annotation, molecular function: MAP kinase phosphatase activity; protein tyrosine/serine/threonine phosphatase activity. The coding region runs from base 25 to 678 and encodes 217 amino acids. Gene Ontology annotation, cellular component: cytoplasm. Gene Ontology annotation, biological process: protein dephosphorylation; negative regulation of MAPK cascade.
GAAAGAAAAGCCCUUGGCUCCAAAAUGGCAUCCGGAGACGCAAAGACAAGAGUCAAGCGUGCCCACCUCUGUGCCAUGAGGCUGUCCUUGGAGGAGGAGGAGCAGGACGGGGAGGAUGAGAACUACUGCACCCCUGGAGCCUUCGAGCUGGAGCGUCUCUUCUGGAAGGGCAGCCCCCAGUACACGCACGUCAACGAGGUCUGGCCCCGACUCCAUAUUGGUGAUGAGGCCACGGCGCUGGACCGCUACGGGCUGCAGAAGGCAGGUUUCACCCACGUGCUGAACGCCGCGCACGGCCGCUGGAAUGUGGACACCGGGCCAGACUACUACCGCGACAUGGCCAUCGAGUACCACGGCGUCGAGGCCGACGACGUGCCCACCUUCGACCUCAGCAUUUUUUUCUACUCGGCUGCAGCCUUCAUCGACUCCGCGCUCCAAGACGACCACAGUAAGAUCCUGGUUCAUUGUGCCAUGGGCCGAAGCCGGUCAGCGACUCUGGUUCUGGCCUACCUGAUGAUCCACAAGAACAUGACUUUGGUGGACGCCAUCCAACAGGUGGCUAAGAACCGCUGUGUCCUGCCCAACCGGGGCUUCCUGAAGCAGCUCCGAGAGCUGGACAAGCAGCUACUGAAGCAACGGCGACAGGCCGGGCCAGAGGACAGCGAGCCGGGGCUGUAGGGGGCCUCUCCAGGAAAGCUUGGAGACCCUGGUACCCAGAGCCAGAGGCUGAAGGGUGUCUGCACCGAGGCUUUGUUGGUCACAGAGCUGGAACAGUGAAAACAAAGGCUGGGCGCAGUAGGAGAUGCCCGCUGUCUCCUCUGUUUCUCUGCCUCACAGUGGGCCGGCCAGCUGCAGGAAGAACUGGGUUGGGAUAAGGUACCAC